AAUGUUCUCAAUACGUCAUCACUCACACACUUAAUUUCUUGUACCAGAAUUCAAAAUUGCAUGAGUAUGCUUCAGACCCAAGCAGUGGUCCAAUCUAUGUAUGUGGUAAAGACUCCAUUAAUUAAAUAAUAAAUUGAAUAUGUUUUAUUACAGAGACUCAUAGAGAGAUUAUUGAACAGCGACGAUGGACAGGAAGACAUUGUUUUCUUUGCGGACUCAACUGACCCCUGCUUCCAACAUGAUGGCGGACAGGGAGUCCUACGCCGAGGUGACCAGGCUCGUCCCCGCCCCCCCUACUGAGGCCAAGCCCCCGGGCCUUAACCCCCGCUACCCUCGUGGGGCUAGGCUACCCUGGUUGGCUGCCCAAGCCGCUGGCGCCAACGAGAGGAUUGUCCUCCGCCCCCCUACUGAGGCCAAACCCCCGGGCCUUAACCCCCGCUACCCUCGUGGGUCUAGGCUGCCCUGGUUGGCUGUGGCUGAGGAGGCUGACGGCCAGGAAGCCUGGAUCACGGCGGCCCACUCCGACACCGUGUCCCCCCGUGCACGGGCUCUGGGUGCCGCCUCGAGUCAGGAGACUUCCCCGGGCCAAACCCCCCCAGAAGUGGCUGACCCUGACCACCAUCGUGGGGCUAGGCUGCCCCUGUUGGCUGCCCCAGCCGCUGGCGCCAACGACAGGAUCGUCCUCCGCCCCCCUACUGAGGCCAAGCCCCCGGGCCUUAACCCCCGCUACCCUCGUGGGUCUAGGCUGCCCCGGUUGGCUGCCCCAGCCGCUGGCGCCAACGACAGGAUCGUCCUCCACCCCCCUACUGAGGCCAAGCUCCCGGGCCUUAACACCCGCUACCCUCGUGGGUCUAGGCUGCCCCGGUUGGCUGCCCCAGCUGGUGGCAGCAAUGAGAGGAUCGUCCUCCACCCCCCUACUGAGGCCAAGCCCCCGGGCCUUAACCCCCGCUACCCUCGUGGGGCUAGGCUACCCUGGUUGGCUGCCCAAGCCGCUGGCGCCAACGACAGGAUCGUCCUCCGCCCCCCUACUGAGGCCAAGCCUCCGGACCUUAACCCCCGCUACCCUCGUGGGUCUAGGCUGCCCCGGUUGGCUGCCCCAGCCGCUGGCGCCAACGUCAGGAUCGUCCUGCACCCCCCUACUGAGGCCAAGCUCCCGGGCCUUAACACCCGCUACCCUCGUGGGUCUAGGCUGCCCCGGUUGGCUGCCCCAGCUGGUGGCAGCAAUGAGAGGAUCGUCCUCCACCCCCCUACUGAGGCCAAGCCCCCGGGCCUUAACCCCCGCUACCCUCGUGGGUCUAGGCUGCCCUGGUUGGCUGUGGCUGAGGAGGCUGACGGCCAGGAAGCCUGGAUCACGGCGGCCCACUCCGACACCGUGUCCCCCCGUGCACGGGCUCUGGGUGCCGGCUCGAGCCAGGAGACUUCCCCGGGCCAAACCCCCCCAGGAGUGGCUGACCCUGACCACCAUCGUGGGGCUAAGCUGCCCCGGUUGGCUGCCCCAGCCGCUGGCGCCAACGACAGGAUCGUCCUCCGCCCAACUGAGGCCAAGCCCCCACAUAAACCCCCAGUGUCCUUCACAGUGGAUCCAAGAGGUCCUCUGCGGGACGCCCCGCUGAGCUCCGCCCCCUCGUCCUGGGAUGCCGCUGCCUCCGCCCGCCGCCGGGCGCUCGGAGGCACCGAGGCGGACCUCCUUUGGACGGAGUGCUCCCAGUCCGCCAACGGCCAGAGGUCCCAGGCCCCAGGCAGCCCGCCGGCCUCUGACGUUCCUGAAGGUGUGGCGGGCAGAGGUAAGUACUCGUUCAGCCCGUUUCCCCCUGUGCAGGAGCGUCUGAGGAUCGGCAGGAUCCCCCGGGAGAAGCUCCGGGGCCCCCCCCCCCACCACGCAGGGGAAGAGGCCAGGCCCUCUGGGAAGCGGCAGAAGAACGGGGGCCGCUGUUUCCCCGACCAGAGGCUGACCGCUGAGCCCGAGCUGGAGGAGAAGCUGUUGAAUAGCAGAGAUGAGCCGGCCCAGGGCUCCCUCAGCGGCCCCCAGCGAGACCCACCCGGGUCCCACCCCUUCCCCAAACCUGAGCUGGCCAUGACACAGAGCCUCACUCUCAUCAGCUCAGAGAACUGGCAGGAGAAGAUGGAAGGGCUCACGGUGCUGCGCCGUCUGGCCCAGAACCACGUGGACACGCUCCUCCCCAGGCUCCGCGACGUCUGCCUCGCCAUCGUUCAAGAGGUGAAGAACCUGCGUUCGGGCGUGUCCCGCGUAGCCGUGUGCACGCUGGGCGUCCUGUACUGCCACAUGCAGAGGGCCAUGGACAAGGAGGUGGACACCACGGCCAGGGCGCUGCUGCACAAGGCGGCCGAGAGCAACGCCUUCAUCCGGGAGGAAGUGGACGCGGCGCUGGGCCACAUGGUGCAGCACUGCACGCCGGCACGCUGCAUCAACGCCUUCCUGGACGGGGGUUUGAGCCACCUGAGCGCGGCGGUGAGGAAGUGCGCCGCCCAGCACCUGGCCGACCUGCUGGAGAGGGUGGGCGUGGCCCGCCUGCUGUCCGGAGGGAAGGACGUGACGGACAGAAUUCUCCCGGCCGUGGUCAAGCUGGCCCUGGACUCCUCCCCGGAACCCAGGCACGUAGAGCCCCCGGUGGCUUCCUGUGUUGGCUGA
This is a messenger RNA of Gadus macrocephalus (Pacific cod), 2650 nucleotides long. RefSeq lists its product as uncharacterized. Bases 185 to 2650 code for a protein of 821 amino acids. The transcript has 8 exons. NCBI's taxonomy places the organism in Eukaryota, Metazoa, Chordata, Actinopteri, Gadiformes, Gadidae. Gene Ontology annotation, biological process: microtubule cytoskeleton organization. Gene Ontology annotation, molecular function: microtubule binding. The record is from RefSeq and is a predicted model, not a curated record. Gene Ontology annotation, cellular component: cilium; cytoplasmic microtubule.